AUGCCGUGCGAAAAAUGCGAAAGUAAGAUGCGAUCGUUAGUAACACCUAAUGUAUCGAGAGAUGGAAGUAAAAGGCAGGUUGGAGUGAAUAAAUUGGUAGAGAUUAGAGGUAAUAGAAAUUUCAACGACGUUUCUAAAGGAGUGUGCAAAAUAUGCAAAACCCAAUUGAGAAUAAAUGGAAAAUACUGUCCUUCUGCCUAUAGGGAAGGGAAAUGUAACAUUUGCGGGAAGAAAAUGAUUGAUUUAAGCGGGCAUAAUAUGUCAAUGGUAUAA
Messenger RNA from Babesia microti strain RI, 273 nucleotides. Its product is annotated as cysteine-rich PDZ-binding protein, putative (CRIPT). The coding region runs from base 1 to 273 and encodes 90 amino acids. Lineage: Eukaryota; Apicomplexa; Aconoidasida; Piroplasmida; Babesiidae. The record is from RefSeq and is a predicted model, not a curated record. The transcript has 4 exons.